Debaryomyces hansenii CBS767 is the source of this 1425-nucleotide messenger RNA. RefSeq names its product Opy2p (gene OPY2). Bases 1 to 1425 code for a protein of 474 amino acids. The record is from RefSeq and is a predicted model, not a curated record. NCBI's taxonomy places the organism in Eukaryota, Fungi, Ascomycota, Pichiomycetes, Serinales, Debaryomycetaceae. The transcript has a single exon.
AUGACAGUUAUACCGUAUUCGAUUUUUGAAAAGAGAACUAAAUGCGUUGAUUGCCCUUCGAAGCCGAAGAAUUCAUGCCCAAAAUGUGAGUCAGGAAAAGAAUGUGUUUUGGCCCAUCAAACAUGCGACACUUGUGCUUAUUAUAAAUGUACACGGAUUGAUGGAGAUUCAACUAAAUCCAAGCCUGUCGGAGGCAUAAUAGGGGGAUCGAUCGGAGGAUUCGUAUUGAUAUUGAUGGUGGUAGGAAUUUUGUAUUAUAAGUUCGUAUAUCGAAAGAAACAUCCUGUGUUACUAGAGGAUGAUGAUGAUAUAUUGAUGAGUGGAAUCGAGUCUGAGAGCGACCGCAAGAGUGACUAUACCAUCAGUAACCUUGAUAGUUACCAGGGAGACCCCAAUAUGGCACCAUUAGGGGGUUUAACGAGGAAUGGAAGUACUCAGGAGAAGACAGGAACGAGACCUGCUGCUGCCAACAAGAGGAUAUCGUCGUACGAGUCGUUCACCAGACCCAAGACCAAAUAUAACAAGAACACCAGACGGACUGGGGGUCGCGGGGGUGCGAGAGCGAGAACUAGAGUUGGUGCCUAUCUGGAUAAUAAUUCUAGUAGACAUUCUGUGGCCACGACCAUGUCCACUACAAACGCAUCUAACAUUUUGCCUAUUGCAUAUAUACCGGGGGUUACCGUGAGACCCACCAAGAACAAUACCAGAUCGAUCUAUUCGUACGAGACCGAGUCUGUGUUCUCUGACUUGAAUACGAUCGAGAAUGCGUCUAUCAUUGGGGACGUGAUGAGAGCCAACCAGCUCCAGGAUGCAAACGCUGGGCAGGCCGACGCAAAUGCUAACGGGUCUACAAAUAAAGACAGCACCAUGACCGCCAUCAAGGCCCAUCCCAAGUUGAUCAAUGUUGACAGAAUUGAAGAAGAGGACGAAGACGAUAUUACAGACGAAGACGAUGACACAUAUGCGGACACGUACGACGACUCGCUGGUGGCAUACGAGGCACAACAAGACGCCACAAACACCACGAACAUGAGAGACUCCCAAACGUCGAUUCCCCAGGAGAACCCUGUGGACAUGUCGUCCGAAGAGCACCACUACAUCAAUGUUAACGCCGAUGAUGAUGCUGAUUCAGACUCUGACGUCGACUCAGACAUCGGCGAGAUCACCAGGGCUACUAGUGUGAAAAGGCCGGCCGAAUCCAUACCCCAGAGUCGUGAAGUGCUUCUUGAUGUCACCGGUGGGCCCAAUUCCACCUCCUCCAUCACCGUGGACACCCACCAUGAAGCCGUCGAGUUGUCCCAAUUGGGCAGACCCACCGGACCCUUACACCAGUAUAACGAAACAGACUCCCCCACGAACACGUCCGCCGGCUCGUUUAUCUUAGAUGUCGAAUUCGAGGAUUCCCGCCCUUUUAGCGAUCCCUAG